UGUGUGUUAACAGGGGGAAAUAAACAACUUGGCGAGCGCUGAACACACGAAUCGGUUGCCACAGCACCGAAAACCGGCAGAGGAAACCGAAAAUGGUCCUCAGCUAAUCAGCGCCCGUUCUUGCUCUGUUGUCGGCGGAUUUACAGAACGACGGCUAGCUGGGUGCUAACGUUAGCACGCUAGCUUGCCAGGAGCACAUAGCAACUGCUGCUAGCUAACGUCACUGGACUGGUACUCUUUACUCUCAAGACUGUAGCUAUGUUCGUCCAGGAGGAGAAGAUAUUCGCCGGGAAAGUGUUGAAAAUACACAUCUGCACCAUGGACGGCACGGAGUGGUUGGAGGAGGUCACGGAAGACACCACUGUGGAGAAACUGAAGGAGAAGUGCUUGAAACAUUAUGUACAUGGAAGUCUAGAAGACCCCAAAACACUUACCCACCAUAAACUUAUACACGCUGCUACAGAAAGAGUCCUCACUGACACUAAAACAGUCGCUGAUGAAAAUCUAAAAGAUAAAGACGUUUUGCUGCUCAUAAAGAAAAGACCGCCACCGACCCCUCCAAAGAUGGCAGAUGUUACUUCAGAUGAAAAGAAGAAACAAGAUAACAAAGCUCCAGACAAAGAUGCUAUCCUGAAAGCCACCGCCAACCUGUCCACACGCCACACUGACCGCACUGUUACCCAGCACAAUAUCAGAGAUUUUCAGACGGAGCUCAGAAAAAUCCUGGUUUCUCUCAUUGAAGUUGCUCAGAAGCUUCUUGCCUUGAACCCUGAUGCUGUUGAACUCUUCAAAAAGGCCAAUGCGAUGUUAGAUGAAGAUGAAGAGGAUCGGGUGGAUGAAACAGCCCUUCAACAGCUCACUGAGAUGGGUUUCCCCGAGAGCAGGGCUAUCAAAGCUCUCCGAUUGAAUCACAUGUCAGUGACUCAGGCCAUGGAGUGGCUGAUUGAACAUGUAGACGACCCCUCUGUAGACACGCCACUACCAGGCCAGGACUCUUCUGGGGCAGCAGGAGCCACGGCAGCUGCCACACCAGGCCCCUCUGCCUCAGCGUCUGCCUCACCGUCAGCCUCAGCCUCAGCCUCAGCCUCAGCCUCAGCUUCCGGUCCUAACCUUCUCCGCAGUCUCUCCAGCCAGUCGAGCACAGACGAGAGCAGCAGGCAGGACGAGCUCACAGAGAUCUUCAAGAGGAUCCGCAGGAAACGGGAGUUCAGACCGGACUCAAGGGCUGUCAUCGCAUUGAUGGAGAUGGGCUUUGAUGAAAAGGAGGUGAUUGAUGCUCUGAGAGUCAAUAACAACCAGCAGGACGCUGCGUGUGAGUGGCUGUUGGGAGAUAGGAAACCUUCUCCAGAAGAUCUGGAUAAAGGCAUCGACACCAACAGCCCGCUGUUCCAAGCCAUCCUGGAGAAUCCAGUGGUCCAGCUUGGUCUAACCAAUCCCAAGACUCUGCUAGCAUUUGAAGACAUGCUGGAGAAUCCUCUGAACAGCACCCAGUGGAUGAACGACCCUGAGACUGGCCCUGUCAUGCUCCAAAUAUCCAGAAUCUUCCAGACCCUCAAUCGCACAUAGAGCCUCCUGGUGACCCCCCCCUGUGUGACUGUGGCAGCUUGUGUGUGUGUGUGUGUG
Molecule: messenger RNA, 1623 nt
Organism: Seriola dumerili (greater amberjack)
Lineage: Eukaryota; Metazoa; Chordata; Actinopteri; Carangiformes; Carangidae
Gene: ubac1
Product: UBA domain containing 1
Exons: 10
Coding region: 259-1566 (435 amino acids)
Molecular function (GO): protein binding
Source: RefSeq, a predicted model, not a curated record